GCUCAAACGAAACCGUAGCACGUCCUUGAUGAAACGAAGCAAGUACCACCCUACAUAAUUUGAUGAAAGUAGAAAAAUGAAAAUAUUAUGAAAAAACAGAUGAUAUCACACCGCUGUGUUGGAAUUGUUUCACAACAGCAACAUGUUCGUGCUUGUUCGAGGAAAUAACGUCUCGCUUUCGCCUGCAUAUUUUGCAUUUAUUUGGCGUCCUCGAGACCACGAUUCCAUUUCCACGUGCUGCAUCUCUCGUUCGGCUUGGCGAUCCCUUUCAUCUCAUCAAGAUGCCAAUUCUAUUGCUUGGCUUCCUGCAGCUCUAGUAGCGAGGGAUUAAUCCGUCCUACAUACAUAAGGUAGCAAGCUCCGCAAUGAUCAUCAGACGUAGAACUAGAAGAACAACACAGUUGCCAAGAUGCUCCAGAUCUUGUUCAAUUAGAUCUGUAUUGAUUCGCGCGAAUCCAUCCUGAGUUUCUCCAGCGAUUUCACAGCAAAUUUAAAUAGCGACAUAAAAAGAAUUUAUGAGAUUUUCGUAUUUCAAGCAAGAAGAACGAGUAGUAUAGCAGUUGAUUUAGUGUACUAGUCCUAGGCGACUUUUUUGAACUUUUAGCUGGGUCCUGGUCCUGUCUUCAAAGAAAGCAAAGUAAGUCUGAGCGCGACAACCUCAUUUGAAGGCCACCUACUGACGAUGUUGGGUGCGAACAAUCCUCGCUACCCGCGUUGCACGUCGUCGCUGGUAAACGCGAACUUGGCACAGACGGCAUAGCGACGACAGUUAUUUUUGACCGCCACAGCAGCACCGAAGGAAGACGCCCCGUACCGGAGCCCCCCGUGCCCCGAAAAAAUAAACCGAAACGGACAACCGCACCAACGCCAGCCACCAGUGAGUUUACCGACCUCCUAUAGCGCCUCAAUCAUCCCCAGCAGCACAGGGGUUCGAUAUCAAGCGCAUUUAUCUCCUCGAAAUCAGACGACCAAAGGAACCCGAAAUAAGCAGCUUCGAGAGGCUUGCUCUUGCUCAUCAAAAUCAAGGGCCGAUAUCGAGGACUUGGUAUUAAAUACGACAAAACUACAUCCGCUGCGACACGAUGUCGACGCAAGUACAGGAAGCCGGGGAGACUUUCAUCGAGAGUCCAACACCCCCGUUGGAGGUGGUAGUCCACCCCAUCGUCCUGCUCAGCGUUGUGGACCACUAUAACCGAGUUGCCAAGGGCACCAGCAAGCGCGUCGUCGGCACGCUGCUCGGGGAGGUAAUCUUAUCAGAGUGAGGAUUUUUGUUUUGAAGUAGCGUAUUUUUAGUACGUAGUACGUACAAACAACCGGUUUGCAUUGGCAUUUGCAUGCAUUCAUAGAUCAUGACUCCUUGCCCUUGGCUUUACGUACCAGUUGAUCUUGAUGUUAUCAAAAACUACACAAUACUCCUGUCUUUGCAGUAGUAGAGGUAAGAAAACAUGACGAUGCUCAACUACAACAGGUAAGAGAUAAUAAGAUGCACAUCCUGACAAGCUUCGCCGUUCCCUUCGAAGAAGAAGCACGGGAUCCGAAUGUUUGGUUCCUCGACCACAACUAUCACGAGCAACUCUCGGGAAUGCACAAAAAGGUCAACGCGAAGGAGCACAUAGUAGGCUGGUAAGAAAGUUGUUCUUCUUCUUGCUGUUUCAUGUUAUAAAAUUGGAAGCAAUAGCAAGUAGCUGCAACGGAACUCACUAUGUGAAGAAGAUUCUGGCGCGUCCUCGUCCUAGGAUGAUUCUUUUCAUUUUCUCAUUGUGUCCAAGCCGAAGCCCAUUGCCAUUGAUGUUCCUGCACAUGACAAUGAUUCAGGUACUCAAGCGGCCCAAAAAUAAAACCCGCGGAUAUACAAAUUCACGAGCUCUAUCGGAAGUAUUGCAAGGAGCCAGUAUUUCUCAUCAUGGAAGUCCAGCCCAAGGAAAACGAGCUCCCCAUGGAAGCGUAUCACUUUUUGUUUUUGUAAGUUUCAGGCAUUUCUGGUUCAACCUCUACAUCAUCAUUUGGUGCGUAUGUCUACAUGAAGACCACGCACCCACGCGGCCGGCUCUAGCGAGACUACAUCUGCAAAAAAAAAAAUUGGUGAUCUUCGUCUUCCCCUCUGCAAUUUGUGUCUUCUAUCAUUGCGACCUAGGUACUACUCGGUCGCUGAAAAGACGUUCGACGGCUCAUUCACACGAACAUUCCGAACCAUUCCUUCCGCUUUCGGAGCUGACGAAGCAGAAGAGGUAUUUCGGAAUGAAAUCCCUACACUUUCAACAUCCACUUUCAGCACAAAGAGGCAGUUUACAUUUUUUUUUCCCGUUCUUCAUUCCUUUCCGGUUCGCGUUCGCAUGUGUACUAGCUCGUCACAUGCAUUUUUCGUAAUCGAAAAUGAUUCUAGGUCGGCACCGAGCAUUUGCUGCGCGACAUCCAAAACCGCGCGACGUCCACGCUAGCCGCCAGAAUAGGAAACAAGAGCCGUGCGCUGCGUACGCUAGUCGGCAAGUUGAAGGACGUGAAGGAGUAUUUGCACUUGGUGCAUGAAGGCAAGUUUCCUUACAAUGCAGUCAUACUGGAGAAGCUGCAGCGAAUCUUCAACGACCUUCCAGAAAUGCAGGACAGUGCAGAGAUGGUCGAAUUUUGCGCCCACGAAACGAACGACCAGUACAUGGGAAUAUACUCCGGAGUCAUGCUCAGGUACGGUAGAAACAUCGAACAGGAGCGUGCUGUUACUGUGCUUUUAUUUUCCGUCAGGCGACUCAGCCGCUAGGAGGCAACUCAGCCGUCUGGUAGUCAUAUUCUGGCUACUUCGUACUCAUUCACAGCUACCUGCAGCCGCCCUAAAACCUUUAAUGCCAUUGCCAAUGGUCGUGCACGAAUUCCUCCAUUUACAUACAACUUCAGGUCUAUGCUCGCGCUGCACAACCUCGUCCAGAACAAGAUCAACUCCAAGAAGUUUCGUGAGGAUGAAGCUAAGGCGGAAAAGGAAGAAAAGGACAAGAAGGAAAAAGAAGCCAAAGAAAAAGAACAGGACAAGGAAAAAGAAAAAGACAAGGAGAAUAAGGCCAAGGGCGCGUAGACAUGAUUUCUUGCCAUCCUAGUACUGGCUUGACCACAAAGAAAUUGGCGAGCGCAAACAUGGGUGCUCACGGCGACAUGAUCUUGAUAUUACCUCGUACUCGACGUACAUCGUGAGAACACGAGCGGCAAGAUACGAAAACGAUUUUUUCAAACGACAUUCAUGCGCACGCGCAGCUGUUGUACAUACUAUCUGUGAUGUUUGUGUGGAAGAAGUACAACGAAACGUGAUUCUCUGCUAGAUCUAUGUUACCUUCCAAUGUUGCAAGAAUGUUGGCAACAGGGUACUUAAGCAGCAC
This is a messenger RNA of Amoebophrya sp. A120, 3359 nucleotides long. The record is from the annotation of a GenBank genome assembly. NCBI's taxonomy places the organism in Eukaryota, Dinophyceae, Syndiniales, Amoebophryaceae.